GCAGUCUGACACCCGGCAAAAAUUAUACCUACCUACUUACCAUCCGCUGAAUCGACACGGGCGAGCGAGACGAACUUCUCGCAGAGGGAUACGAAGACAAAAACAGAAGCCGGCAAAAUGCAGACCAACUUGGACGCGCGACCGCCUGUCGCGACUCCGCUGCCCCCCGUCGUGGACCAGCGAGACUCCGACCUCCCGUCCACCACAAGUGUCGAGGAGACGGCUGCCAGCAGAACAACGAUCUUCGACGCAAAGGCGAUAGCCACAGCGGUCACCUGCCCGGCGGCCGCGACGGAGCCGGCUCCCCCGCCGUACUGGGAGCAGAGCAUCGACGCGGACCUCGCCCGCUACGCGAAGCGGGGGAGCACAGCGCCGAGCCACCCCCUGGUGACGGGGCUCGUGGACAUCGCGAAGGCGGCCGCCCUGCUGGCCUCGGCCGCGUUGAAGGUCAACCUGGUGGCCGGCCACGGCCUCGUCAUGGUGCUGCACCACGUCCCGGUCCUGUACGGCGACGACACGGUCCGCCCGUGGCCCGAGAUCGAGGGCUUCCGGUCCGCGUGCGCGGCCGGCUCCGACGCCAUUUGGUACGGGUUCCGCGACGGCCUGGCCGACUGGGUGGUGCUGCCGUACAAGGGCGCGAAGCAGGAAGGCGUCCACGGCUUCCUCAAGGGGUUCGCGAAAGGCGUCGGGAGCAUCGCCUUCAAGAUGCCCGCAGGCGUCGUCGGCUUCGCUAUGCAUCCACUCUACGGGAUAUACAAGGAGAUCUCAAAGUCCAAGCUCCUCAUCACACGCGAGAAGAGGUCGCGGGCAACGAUCGCGUCCCCCGUCUAGUAUCGAGCCGGAGUAGACCCAGUACGCUAAUCCGCGGUCCACAGUGCCCUUGACCCGGGAUCGGGGCGGCUUGUGGGGAAUUAAUGUUGGAGGUAACGGAGCGACGAGAGAAUCGAUAUGGAGCCAUCCGUGUCAGUGAUGCGGGGCUCUUGAGGAAACAUUCGGGACAAUAUAUCGCAACGACACCGAAGCUGGCAAAUUUAUUUCGUGGUCUAUCU
Durotheca rogersii is the source of this 1049-nucleotide messenger RNA. RefSeq lists its product as uncharacterized. Bases 118 to 831 code for a protein of 237 amino acids. The transcript has 3 exons. NCBI's taxonomy places the organism in Eukaryota, Fungi, Ascomycota, Sordariomycetes, Xylariales, Xylariaceae. The record is from RefSeq and is a predicted model, not a curated record.